This is a messenger RNA of Puntigrus tetrazona (Sumatra barb), 1507 nucleotides long. RefSeq lists its product as uncharacterized. Gene Ontology annotation, molecular function: protein binding. Gene Ontology annotation, cellular component: AMPA glutamate receptor complex. Gene Ontology annotation, biological process: negative regulation of BMP signaling pathway. The coding region runs from base 164 to 826 and encodes 220 amino acids. Lineage: Eukaryota; Metazoa; Chordata; Actinopteri; Cypriniformes; Cyprinidae. The record is from RefSeq and is a predicted model, not a curated record. The transcript is spliced from 3 exons.
CUUUCACUGUGCGCGACAACCUCCAAUGCGCACACAGUCCAUUCUGACCAUGAAAGGGUUUUUAAACUUUACGUAGUUUAUAGCAAGUUUUUGAAGAUAGCAUAGUCAAUCGUUUUUAUGCUGCAUUUGCAAUUCUUGGUUUGGGACUAAGAAGUUUUUGGUGAUGGGCAUGGCUGUACUCUGGGGUUCCCCUGUGAGUUUUCUUCAUGUCUGGCUUACCCUGAUGAUCUGCGGCCAGUGUGCUGUGGCUUUUUCGGUCGCUGGACAACAGGUGACGACCUGUGAGGCGAACGGCAGUGUUUAUUAUGUGGGCGAAUGGUACUUUUUAGACUCGGAUCAUUGUUCCCAGUGCGAAUGUACACCAGAAGGGUCCGCUUGCGCGCUGACCGAGUGCUCAUCCCUGCCUGCCGCCUGCAUCCAUGUCAGCCAUUACCCGACAGACUGCUGCCCGAGAUGCGAGAAGAUCGGCUGCGAGUACGGGGGAGAAGUCUACGAACUGGGCCAACAAUUUCAGCCGUCAGCAUGUGAGCAGUGCACUUGUCACAGCGACGGCAUCGCCCGCUGUCAGGUCGCAGACUGCGCCCCUCCACCGUGUGUUAACCCCGUCUACCAAAAAGGAAAAUGCUGCCCUCAGUGCGAGGAUGGGCCCAACUGUUACGUGAAUGCCUCUAGAACCCAAGUGAUCCCUGGAGGUGAGCCAGUGUGGGUCGACUCCUGUACCAAAUGCCGAUGUCAUGACGGUCAGGAUGCAGGUUACUGGGAAGGUAACCGCUUGGCAACGUGUUCCCAUGUGCACAACUGCCAGCCUGACAAGGGGCUAAACUGAGAAGAGAGAUCAAAAAUAGGGUCAUCUUUCAUCCUUGUUUAUACAACGAAUGACAAAACUCAGCAGAUAUUUAAACCACGCUUGCAGAAGAAAAUGUGGAGGCUAUUUAGCCUACAAACCUUAUCCAGUUAAAAAAAAGUGUAUUAUUCUUUAUAUUUCUUCUUAUGCUAACUAACCAAGUACAAUGACUUACUAAGGGAUAUUUCCUUAUGAAACAGCUAAUAGAGCUUAGUAUUGAGACACCUUUUUGGACAUGAGAACAUAUUGACAUCUACAGUACAUCUGCAAAUGCAAUGAUUAUCCACAAUUUUUUUUUAUUAAUGUUUUUACACGAUUUGAAAUAGCAUGUAUGUUAAUGUUAUUUUCUGCUUCAAAAGCCUGAAAGCCAAAGUAUCGAGAAUUGCAAGACUUACAUUACUGCCAUGCAGGCAUGGAAACAGCUAAUGUAGCAUGAAAUACAAACAAACCUGUCAUAAAUGAAUCAUGUAUAAAUAAAGCAGGCUCAUUUUUGCUUGAUUUCCGUUCUAACACCUCAUUUUAAAAGCUGAGGUAAUAUUGCUUCUUCUUUUUUUUUUCCCGAGGACUGUAUUUGCAGCAAUGACAGAAAGUACACAGAUAUAAACAAACCACAAGUGAUCUAUGUGUCUUGUCUUAUUAUCCAAUAUAUGAAGUUAGAGGAUG